Molecule: messenger RNA, 444 nt
Organism: Microtus ochrogaster (prairie vole)
Lineage: Eukaryota; Metazoa; Chordata; Mammalia; Rodentia; Cricetidae
Product: keratin-associated protein 4-11-like
Exons: 1
Coding region: 1-444 (147 amino acids)
Source: RefSeq, a predicted model, not a curated record
AUGGUCAACUCCUGCUGUGGCUCUGUCUGUUCUGAGGAGGGCUGUGGCCAAGGCUGCUGCCGCCCCAGCUGCUGUGUGUCCAGCUGCUGCAGACCCAGCUGCUGUGUGUCCAGCUGCUGCAGACCCUCCUGCUGCCGCCCCAGCUGCUGUGUGUCCAGCUGCUGCCGCCCCUGCUGCCGCCCCAGCUGCUGCAGACCCUCCUGCUGCCAGCCCAGCUGCUGCCGCCCCAGCUGCUGCAUCUCCAGCUGCUGCCAGCCCUCCUGUGGUGGUUCCAGCUGCUGCAGUCCUUGCUGCCAGCCCUGCUGCCGCCCCUGCUGCCGCCCCUGCUGCUGCCUGCGUCCAGUCUGUGGUCAGGUCUGCUGCCAGAGCACUUGCUACCGCCCCACCUGUGUCAUCUCCACCUGCCCCCGCCCCAUGUGCUGUGCCACCCCUUGCUGCUGCUGA